Octodon degus (degu) is the source of this 1475-nucleotide messenger RNA. It is a transcript of the gene Rxfp3, whose product is annotated as relaxin/insulin like family peptide receptor 3. NCBI's taxonomy places the organism in Eukaryota, Metazoa, Chordata, Mammalia, Rodentia, Octodontidae. Gene Ontology annotation, cellular component: membrane. Gene Ontology annotation, molecular function: G protein-coupled receptor activity. The coding region runs from base 28 to 1428 and encodes 466 amino acids. The record is from RefSeq and is a predicted model, not a curated record. Gene Ontology annotation, biological process: immune response; G protein-coupled receptor signaling pathway. The transcript has a single exon.
ACAGACAUGGCCUAGAGGAACCUGUGCAUGCGGGUGGCUGCUGCAACCACGGCGGCCACCAUGAGCAAGGCUGCUGGAGGGGAGGAGCUCGCAGAACUCUUCAGACUGGUCCCGGACAUUCUGCAGGCUGCCAACGUGAGUGGCAACGCGUCUCUGCAGCUUCAGGAUUUAUGGUGGGAGUUGGGGCUGGAGCUGCCUGAUGGCGCGGCGCCAGGGCAUCCCCUGGGCAGCGGCGGGUCAGAGAGCUCAAACACGGAGGCGCGGGUGCGCGUUCUCAUCAGCGCGGUGUACUGGGUGGUCUGUGCGCUGGGGCUGGCGGGCAACCUGCUCGUGCUCUACCUGAUGAAGAGCAAGCAAGGCUGGCGCAAGUCUUCCAUCAACCUCUUUGUCACCAACCUGGCGCUGACGGAUUUUCAGUUCGUGCUCACGCUACCCUUCUGGGCGGUGGAAAACGCGCUGGACUUCAAAUGGCCUUUUGGCAAGGCCAUGUGCAAGAUCGUGUCUGUAGUGACGUCCAUGAACAUGUACGCCAGCGUCUUCUUCCUCACCGCCAUGAGUGUGGCACGCUACCACUCGGUGGCCUCGGCUCUUAGGAGCCACCGGAGCGGAGGGCACGGCCGUGGCGACUGCUGCAGCCAGAGGUUGGAAGAUAGUUGCUGCUUCUCGGCCAGGGCGCUCUGUGUAUUGAUCUGGGCUUUGGCCGCCCUGGGCUCGCUGCCCAAUGCCAUUUUUUCCACCACUAUCAAGGUGAUGGGCGAGGAGCUGUGCCUGGUGCGCUUCCCGGACAAGUUGCUGGGCCGUGACAGGCAGUUCUGGCUGGGCCUGUACCACCUGCAGAAGGUGCUGCUGGGCUUCCUGCUACCUCUGGGAAUCAUCAGCCUGUGCUACCUGCUGCUGGUGCGUUUCAUCUCCGAUCGCCGUGUGGUGGGCACAGAGGCAGUGGCUGGGGGAGGCCCGACUGGAGCCAGCGCUAGGAGACGGUCCAAGGUGACCAAGUCAGUAACCAUUGUGGUCCUGUCCUUUUUCCUGUGCUGGCUGCCCAACCAGGCCCUCACCACCUGGAGCAUCCUGAUCAAGUUCAAUGUGGUGCCCUUCAGCCAGGAGUACUUUGUAUGCCAGGUGUACAUGUUCCCCUUGAGUGUGUGCCUGGCGCACUCCAACAGCUGCCUCAACCCCAUCCUCUAUUGCCUCGUGCGCCGCGAAUUCCGCAAGGCGCUCAAGAACCUCCUCUGGCGGUUCGCCUCACCUUCUCUCACCAACAUGCGUCCUUUCACUGCCACCACCAAGCCGGAGCCAGAAGGUCACCGGCUGCAGGCCCUGGCACCACUCCAGACAGGCACAGAGCCUGACCUGCUCUACUACCCGCCGGGCGUGGUGGUCUACAGUGGGGGGCGCUAUGACCUGCUGCCCAGCAGCUCAGCCUACUGAUAACAAGUAAGACUCUAAGAAUGCAGCAGAACAAAGCCCCCCAACCC